AUGCGUAUUGCAAUUAUCACCGAGAAUUUCUUACCCAAAGUCGAUGGUGUAACACGUACAUUGGCUCGACUGUUGGAGCAUCUUGCAAAAACGGGCCAUCAAGUAAUUCUAUUAGGACCUGAAACCAACAUGACGACUUAUGCGGGGGCAGAUCUUGUUGGCACAUAUGGAAUACCAUUUUUUCUGUAUCCAGAGCUUAAAUUCAAUUUUUGGCGGCCAAAAUUCACUCAAAAAUUAGUAGAAUUUCAACCAGAUGUAAUCCACUUGGUUGAUCCCGUAUUCUUGGGCGCAUUUGGACUUGCCGUUGUAUGCUAUUAUCUCCCGAAUGUUCCAAUUGUGUCUUCUUAUCAUACAAACCUUGCCGUUUAUUGCGAUCAUUUUGGUUACGGGUUCAUGACAUCUAUGAUGUGGAGAUGGAAUCGAUACUGUCACUCAUUUAGUCGGUUCACUGCCUGCCCAUCUCCUUCAACAAUGGCUAUUUUAAAUGACCAUGGGUUUGGCAAGGUUCGCUUAUGGCCCCGUGGUGUCGAUAUCUCUCUUUUUUCUCCUUUGCAAAGAUCUGAGGGCUUGCGGGCACAAUGGAUGGGUGUGUCAGAACUGAAAUCAGAGAACAAGACUGUUAUCCUGUACGUUGGCCGAGUGUCGUAUGAAAAGAACAUCAACUUGGUAAUUGAAGCCUACAAAGAAAUGGAUCACGAAAAGUGCCAUCUGGUGCUAGUGGGUCAUGGACCAGCUUUCCAUGAAAUUCAAAACUACUGCUUAACAAAACGUAUUCCAGUGACAUUUACAGGUUACCUACAAGGAAAGGACCUGUCACAGGCUUAUGCAUCAGCUGAUAUCUUUGCAUUUCCAUCAGUAACAGAAACAUUUGGUCAGGUUGUCUUGGAAGCCAUGUCAUCGGGUUUACCUGUUGUAGGACUUGACGCUGAAGGUGUUCGGGAUCUAGUGGACGAUAAGCGCACGGGUCUGUUACUCAAUACAUUGGAUUUGUCGGCAAAGGACCAGCAAAGAAAGUAUCGUGGAUUGCUAGAGCUGUUAGUUAAUCAACCUCAUUUACUUGGCAAGUUGAGACGUGAAGCAGUUAAAAAGGCAAAGACUUACACUUGGUAUGAAGCAAUGGAAUGCAUGGUCAAUGUGUAUCAGGAUGCAGUUGGUUGUUCGGAAGACGAGUUGCCCAAAUCGUUUCAACUCUACCUGAAGGACUACAAGGGCGGCUCACUGAUUCAAGAACACGAUUUGACAAGGCCAAUCACUAUGGAACCAUCAUCAUCCAAUGCUGCUGAUAGUAUUUACAACGAUGAUAGUGGAGACAGUGGUGUGGAAGAAGAUUAUGUGCUCUGCGAUGAAAAAUCAGACUUACUCUCAUCGCAUAUCAAGCCAUCCACAUAUAACAACGGGAAAGAAAAGCAAAGUCGAAAAGGUACCAACAUUUAUCUGACAAGCAAAUAA
This is a messenger RNA of Mucor velutinosus, 1449 nucleotides long. RefSeq lists its product as uncharacterized. Lineage: Eukaryota; Fungi; Mucoromycota; Mucoromycetes; Mucorales; Mucoraceae. Bases 1 to 1449 code for a protein of 482 amino acids. Gene Ontology annotation, molecular function: glycosyltransferase activity. The transcript has a single exon. The record is from RefSeq and is a predicted model, not a curated record.